Messenger RNA from Symbiodinium sp. CCMP2592, 1671 nucleotides. The record is from the annotation of a GenBank genome assembly. Lineage: Eukaryota; Dinophyceae; Suessiales; Symbiodiniaceae.
AUGCCACGCCCUGUGGCAAGCGAGAAGACUGAAUGGUCUGAUGAGCAGCAGUGGUUUCUUACUGCCCUAGACACGAAGUUUCGACAGCAGGAGGCAGUCAUCCGAGCAUUGUUGGAGAGCCAUCAGCAUUUUCCAGCCAAGCCCCUCUACGAUGCGUUUACAGCUGGAGAUGCAGGUGGUGCGUUGAAUGGUAGUCUUCCGGCGGCUGCCAGCGAAGCACCACCUAGCCCCCAAAGUGACGGCUUUGUGAGCGUCAACCACACACAGGACUCCACUGAGUCGCAAGAAUUACAAGCCACCGAGUCUCAAGAGCUACAGCGCCGAGCGGCGAAGAAGACCAAGAGCCUGGGCAAGACUACGAUGAGCGAAAUGCAAGCAGAAGAAGAUGCAUCGGCCUUGAAGAAAUUUGUGAAGGGCCCCUUGGAGGCUCAGCUGCAGUUGCAAGGACUCGCUUCGGAAUGGAUUCCUCUUGCUCAGUUGUUUCUGGCCAACGGCCAACUCGAUCUGGUCCUGCCGGGAUGCCCCAAAGUCAGUCUUACCGCACCGGAUGGGUAUCUUGGCAUCAUCGUGCUAGUGAACCUUGGCAUGAUGGCGGCUGUGGCGCAGAUCACCGGUCACGAAGCAGAUGUGAGCCUCGGCUUGGCUCCACCUGAAAUCGUCACCGUGGCACCCGCGUUUGACAUCAUUGAAACUGUCUUCUUCGUCGUGUACCUGCUCGACGUAGUUGUUCGGAUGUUCGUGUUGCGGAAAGAGUGGUAUUUCGACGAGGUCGAGGGUAUCAUGUACAUGAACAUGUUUGAUGCGAUCCUGGUCUUGGUGCACGGCUUCGAGCUCCUGCUCCUCCCAGUGUUUUUCUCUGGAGAUUCGGAGCAGCGCGCAAGCACCGUCCGGGUCAUUAAAUUGCUACGAAUCGUGCGGACGCUCCGCAUCAUCAAGACGGUGGCACUGUUUCGGCAGCUUCGUCUGUUGGUGACGACAUGUGUGGCCAGCAUCGGAGCCCUUUUCUGGUCCAUGGUGAUGCUCUUUCUCAUCAAGCUCGGCUUUUCACUGAUUAUUUGCCAGGCACUCCAAGGAUACAUUCUAGAUGAAAGCAAUGAUAUGGACACCCGCCUGGAGAUGAAUUGGUUGUACGGCAGUUUCCUGAAGGCUCUCUACACCAUGUUCGAGGUGACACAUGCCGGAAGCUGGCCUACGAGAGUGCGGCCAGUCGUUGACAAAGUCAGUCCUUGGUACUGCAUCCCGUUCCUGGGAUACAUCACACUGGUGGUUUUUGCUGUGAUACGAGUAGUUACGGCCCUCUUUCUCAAGGAGACGCUGGCGAGUGCUGCCAACGACGCUGACAUACAGAUAGAAGAGAAUCGCCGGACUGCAAAGAACUACCAGGAAAAAUUGGAAGACCUUUUCCGUGCCGUUGACGAAGAUGGUAACGAUUGGCUCUCUGCAGAAGAGUUCAUCCGGGCAUUGAGCCUCCCGAGUGUUCAGCGAUACCUGGCCAUCCUGGAUCUAAAAGUUUCAGAUUGCCGCCCUUUGUUCGAGAUCCUUGAUGAUGGCGACGGGAAAAUCACCAUCGCGGAGUUUUGCCAGGGCUUGAACCAAAUCAAGGGGCAUGCUCGUGCUCUUGACAUGGUUGUGCCUCGGACGUGCAAUCCAGGCAUCAGGUCAUCAUGGUAG